CUGACAUACAGCAGCAGGGCUGACCAGCCCAAUUGAGCAACUCCGGGAUUAAUGGCAAAAUCCGGGAUCGCGGGGGUAUAACAACAUUCACUUGACCACAAAAGGACUUGAAGAGAUACGAUCACGAACAGUCUUUGUUUUAUCAUUAAAAUCCAUUUACGGUGCCCUUCUUCCAACAGCGAAUACUUUUUCCAGCACGAAGCCAUGUCUACUCCAAGCCUAACGAAUGCCCAGCAAGUCAGAGACUUUGUCGAGACGAUACACGACAAACAAUAUCCAGCUAUUGACCCGAAGAGCGCAGAACUACCAAAGGGCUUUGUCGUAUGCAUCAUCGGCGCUGGAGGAGCUGCGGGCUCCGGGCUGGCAAGGUCUUUCGCUAAAGCUGGUGCCGCGGGGUUGAUUAUAGCGGCUCGAACGGAAAAGACGCUGGAGGCAACAACCAAGGAGGUUGGUGACAUCAAUGCAUCCAUCAAGAUUGCUUCUGUUGCGUGCGACAUCACUUCCAAUGACAGCGUGGCCGACAUUGCUUCAACUGUCAAGAGCCAGUUCAACGGGAGAUUAGACGCCGUGUUCGUCAACUGUGGGUUCUCGGGUCCUCUCUCAAAGGCUACAAUUCUUGAAGAAGACUUUGAGGACGUGCAAAAGGCCUUCGCUACACACUGCUUGGGUACAUGGCUUGCCGCACAUCAUCUUUUACCCUUCCUCUUAGAGAGCAAGGGCAGUUUUGUUGUCAUCAGCUCUAUCUCAGCUCAAGGUCUCACCGGAUUCGGCACAACAUCUCAUUAUUGCACCAGCAAGCUUGCCCAAGCCCGUAUGGUCGAGAUGUUACAUGCACAAUACGCCCACAAGGGCAUUUUUGUUGCUAGUGUACACCCCGGUGGAAUGCAGAGCGAGUUUUCACGGGCGGCAUCGAAUGAUAUUCAGCACCUCCUAAGUGAUAGCCCGGAUCUUGUAGGGGCUUUUUCGGUAUGGCUCCUGAAAUCACUUGACUUGGAAAAGCGUAGACAGGCCCUGAAUGGACGAUGGGUAUCUUGCAAAUGGGAUGUCGAAGAGUUGCAGGGAAAAUUCCAACAAAUUCAGCAACGGGAUCUGCUCAAAUUUAGAAUGGCUGUGGAGUGAGCAUGACACACAAUCCCUACGUGGGAUGGCUACAGAGUCUGUGUGAAGAAAUGGUAUACUUCGUCAAGGCUCAACAUAACAUCGAGGUUCAAUGGUGAAGAGGCGUUAAGAUGCCUAUCUAAACACAAGAUAGAGUUCACGGUUCCUAGCACUACAAUAAAGCAAGUGGGGCUAUCUUUAUUCUAUCAAAUAUCCCACAGAAACCCUUAUGUCGAUCGGCCUUCAUCAGUUCAAUACUCUUCAUCCCGUCCAAAC
Molecule: messenger RNA, 1374 nt
Organism: Fusarium oxysporum Fo47
Lineage: Eukaryota; Fungi; Ascomycota; Sordariomycetes; Hypocreales; Nectriaceae
Product: SDR family NAD(P)-dependent oxidoreductase
Exons: 2
Coding region: 205-1119 (304 amino acids)
Source: RefSeq, a predicted model, not a curated record